ACACACACCACACAUCUCCGACACAUUCUUCUUUACAGCAGCUUCGCGUGCUCCGCUAAUGCCGUGCACAGGAAGGAAGGGGGGGACAGUCUGAAAUACAUCGCUGUGUGAACCCGCCCUUCAUAUACACACACACGUUAUCCAUCCCCCCCAGCAGGACGAGGCGAGUCUUCAAGGAGGGAGGGAGGCAGACGGACGGGAUCCCACACGGACGUUUAAACAGGGGGAGCGAGGAGAUGGCGCACACUGUGGGACCCGUGCCGGGAGUGCCAGGGGUGCCGGGAGCCCAGCAAUGCGUCACCAAGGUGGAGAUGUCAGUGUCGUGCACCAACCUCCUGGACAAAGACAUCACCUCCAAGUCGGAUCCGCUCUGCGUGCUUUACAUGGAGUGUGGCCCAGGAAACUGGAUGGAGCUGGGCCGUACGGAGAGCAUGAAGAACGAUCUGAACCCGGUGUUCGCGCACAAGUUCCAGAUCGACUACCACUUUGAGGAGGUGCAGAAGCUGCGUUUUGCCAUCUACGAUCUCGACAGCCCCAGCAAGCGACUACAGGAUCACGACUUCCUGGGGGACCUCACCUUGACCCUUGGACAGGUGGUUUCAAGCAAGAAAUUAUCCCGUGCACUUGUACUCAAAGAUGGCCGCCCUGCUGGAAAGGGAAUAAUACAGGUGUUGGCUGAAGAAAUGAAGGACAACCGUCAUUUGCAACUCCUGUUCGAAGGCAUAAAACUAGACAAGAAGGAUUUUUUUGGUAAAUCGGACCCUUACCUGGAGUUCUUCAAGAAAGGGGAUGAUGGGAGUUGGGUUCUGGUUCACAGGACAGAGGUGGUGCUGAACACCCUCAACCCGUCAUGGCGGCCGUUCACGCUCGCCGUGCAGUCGUUGUGCGGUGGGGACCUCGAUAGAUCUGUCCGUGUGACCUGCUACGAUUACGACAGCGACGGAGGCCAUGACUUCAUAGGCGAAUUCCAGACGAGCGUCACGCAAAUGCUUGAGGCACAGAGUGGCAAACAGGUGGACUACAAAUGCAUCAAUGCUAAAAAGAAACAGAAGAAGAAAGACUACCAACACUCCGGCAUCGUGCGGCUCAGAUCCUGCAAGAUGUACGCGGAAUACACUUUCCUGGACUACAUCUCCGGAGGCUGUCAGCUGAAUUUCACGGUCGGUAUCGACUUCACGGCGUCCAACGGGGACCCGCGGGACCCGUCCUCGCUGCACCACAUCAGCCCGACCGGCACCAACGAGUACCUGGCCGCCGUGUGGGCCGUGGGCCAGGUCAUCCAGGACUACGACGCGGACAAGCAGUUCCCAGCUCUCGGAUUUGGAGCUCAGCUUCCUCCAGAAUGGAGGGUCUCGCACGAAUUUGCCCUGAAUUUCAACCCCCUAAACCCAUUCUGCACAGGUGUGGAGGGCAUAGUGCAGGCGUACAUGGCGUGCCUUCCCCAGGUGCGCCUCUACGGCCCCACCAACUUCUCCCCGAUCAUCAACCACGUCGCACGAUUCGCCGCUGCCGCUGCCCAGCAGCCCGCAGCUACGCAGCAGUACUUUGUGCUGCUCAUCGUGACGGACGGCGUGAUCAGCGACAUGGAUGAGACGCGCCUCGCCGUGGUGCAGGCCUCCCGGCUGCCCAUGUCCCUCAUCAUCGUGGGCGUGGGCAGCGCCGACUUCUCCGCCAUGGAGUUCCUGGACGGCGACGGCGGCGUCCUCAAGGCGCCCUCGGGCGAGCCGGCCGCCCGCGACAUCGUGCAGUUUGUGCCGUUCCGCGACUUCCGCAACGCUCCCAAGGAGGCGCUGGCUAAAGCGGUGCUGGCGGAAGUGCCAGGACAGGUGGUCACCUACUUCAAGCAGUGCAGCCUUGCGCCGGCGGCUAUCGAACAGGCGUCGCAGUAGCUUUGACACAACGGAAAACCACAACAACAACGUGGAGUUAAACGUGGAUAUCCGCAUGGUCCUUUUCAACUGGAGGUGGCAUUUUCAUCGAUAUUCUUUAGUUAUGUGACAAUAUCGCCAGUGUUGCAUAAUUUAUGCCCAAUAUCGUUUUGUUAAUUUCCUAUGUUUAUUUUUUAUUUUUUUUAUUUUUUUGUGCUUUGUUAAAGAGAGGGCCCAACUUUUGGGAUGUGCGGAUAACCUAGGUUUUAUAAUUUUACUCACCCUCUGUGUCAAAUUGUUUAAAGCGAUGCCCAAGUUAAGUCAAGUGCUGAGAAAAUUGGUUGUACAAUUUUACUUACCCUCUGUUUAAAAUACUUUCACGAGGUCAGACAUUUUUUAUCGUGAAUAUUUACCACCUUCAGCCAAAAACGUUGUCAUAGCUUUCCUACGUAACAGGAGGCUGCGUAUUGGGAGGAUGGUAAACAGAACUGUGCCCGUUUUUAGUUUGUGACAUGGGCCUCCAGGAUCGGCUUUAACAAUACACAAAGGUGUGCAGUAGUUGAUGCACAAAAGCUCUCAGCCUUAACCAGACCACCAGCUCAAAGUAACUGAAUGUGUUCCCAUGUCGUUUAGACCGCCAACUCGGUAAGAGUGAGCAUCAACAUCCACGUCUCGGUCACCGGUGCUACAAAAAAACUACGCUCUUUUCUGCAGUUUUUUCAAAAUGUACCUUUAACUCUUAAAAACAAGCAAGAUGGGAACAAACUGAAAGUAUUUGUUAAAAAAACAGCCAUAGUGCAAUGCCUAAUUAGCACAAGAGUGGAGCGUUUUAUUAAAAUUCACAAUUAAGCUGUUUAAUUCUACGUAGAACUGCGUCAUUGUUUGCCAUUGUAUCAAUUGAAAACAAAUCAUAUCCUUAUUAAUGGUUCUUAUAAAUGAGAAUUGUUUUAUUUGUUGAAAAACUAGAAACUAUUACUUUCGUGGUGGAGAUUAUUAGCUUGUUAUUCGGUAUACCUAUGGUGAAAAAGUGAAUCUAUUUUGAGUCUUUUUUUGUGGCAGAAACCAAGUGACUUGAAAAUUGUUUUAAUUGUGUUCUGUGAAAAUAUUGUUUGCCCUCUGAAAAAUAAAACAGUUAUAUUGAUCAACUUUUGGCAUGUGACCACAGCCAAGUCUCACAAUAUAAAUAACUGGGAGAGUAAUGCAUUGAUUUGCGUGAAACGUAUUUCUUAGGGCCAGCAUAAGUUCCACGGCACAUGUAGCUUGCUGUGUUUCAAAUGUGUGUGUCAAGUGAAUGCAUUGUUUGCAAAAGAAAUGUACCAAAAAACUUUUUAAAGGCAUUUAAAUCCAUGUUUUUUUGUUGUUUGUUUAUGUGCCCAUAUCAGAGGUUCUAGGUAACUUGUACGUUGUCAGAUGUUUUUAUUUUUAAUAUUGUUACGAAUCAAAGACCAACUAUAGUUACGUUGUUAAGUCGGUUUUUUGUCAGUGCUAAUGUCACAGUCAACUCCAGUGCAGUUCCAGGUCGUGCAUUUGCUCGGGAAGACUACAUUGAGUGCAAAGCCACCUUGUCGUGAUUAAAUGUCAUCGAUGAAUUUAGGGAGCUGUAACCUUUUGGGUUGAACGCAUUCUAUAAAGUCGGGUGUUGUUGUUUCUGCAAAAGACAAGUUUGUCUCGCAGAAAACUGCAGUGACAGUAUUUGCUCCUUUUGUAUAGUAUUGUUGCAUUGGCAUCAGAUGCUGCCCCAGAGCGGUCCAGUGCCAUGGAAUGUCCUGUGCCUAGCUGUUCUUAGUAAGCUUAACGAUGAAUUUUAAACGGCCGUGUGGAUGUUGUAAAUAAAUGGAUUAACGUGUCUG
Messenger RNA from Petromyzon marinus (sea lamprey), 3718 nucleotides. RefSeq names its product copine-3-like. Gene Ontology annotation, biological process: cellular response to calcium ion. Gene Ontology annotation, cellular component: plasma membrane. The record is from RefSeq and is a predicted model, not a curated record. Gene Ontology annotation, molecular function: calcium-dependent phospholipid binding. Lineage: Eukaryota; Metazoa; Chordata; Hyperoartia; Petromyzontiformes; Petromyzontidae.